AUGCUAACCAACACCGCGAUAGUCGGGCAAUUACGAUUACCCCCUGCUUCGUCCCGCCGCCCAUCUCGGGGCUCUAACGAGCGCCCACCGCCCCCCAGUGUUCUCCGUCUGCAACACCUUCGGAACUUGGUGAACUCGGAGCGUAACCGUACCAGUACUUACAAUACCACCCGAGCCCUGGAGACGCUGAACCAAGAGGAACAUUAUCUUGACCGAAUUCGCGAUCGAACCAACUUUGAGCAAGCUCGUGCGGCAGUUGACCGGCAGAUCCAACAGUUUGAGUUCAGCAACCCAGCAGAACGAAUCCGCAACCUCUGGCACGAUCAGCUCCGCUCCGAACGCUCCGAACGCUCCUCACCUUCGUCAUCAACCUCGACACCCCAAGAGAUGGAACCGCGAUCCAGCGGCCGGGCCUUCCGGCGUCGUACUCGGCCAGAGGACCGUCAACGACCUCGGGACCCCCUGACUUCGCUUCACUUCUCGACGAGGCGCCGUGAGGGCCGAGGGAGACUGAAACGCCGCAAGCUCGAUGCAGACGAUAACCGGGAGGGACUGCGGGGCUUUAAUUACGGCCAGUUCGGCCAGGUGGUUCCGGGAGCGCUGAAGAUGGAGAUUGCUAGCUGUGACGGCGGGAUGUAUGACCCAGAUGGGGACAGCUCCCUGCCAGAGAAUGUGCUGCGAAGUGACCAGUCGGUCUACUGUACCAAGUCGGACCGAUGCAAUCUAGUUCUACGUCACCGCGGCGAGGCGCCCUUCUGCUUGAAGAAAAUUGUCAUCAAGGCUCCCAGAACCGGGUUUGAUGCUCCAAUCCAAGAAGGCAUGGUAUUUGUGUCGAUGACGUCGGAUGAGCUGCUCGCGCGCACGGCGGAGUAUCAGAUUCAGUACUCGAACACUCGACGGCGGCGUCGAAACCGCCGUAGUGGCAUGCAGCCGUCCCAAGAGUAUCUUACCGCACAUCGAUCCCCUCUCCAAUCCCUCGAGCGCACGGUGCUGAUGGGGCCUGACUCGUCCGCGUCGGACCCUGAGCUUCCCGCUACUGACCGGGAGGCCAACGACCCGCAGGCCGAAUUCCGUGUAACAACGGAAUACGACGAGAAUUCGGAGGAGACUGGCUUUCUCGAACCCGAAGCAACCGAGGAUAUGAAUGUCCUGCCCCUCGCGGAGAUCGAGAGGAUGAACCAAGUCGACCAAUCGUCCGAUUUCAUGUGUUCCGACAGCGAUGAGAGCGAGAGUGAUGACGACGAGGAGGAUGGGCACAACAGCAACCUGAGCACGUUUACUCGCCGCCGCCUGGAGCUUCGACGGCGCAUCGGUUCCAUGCGCCGUCAAUAUUCUGCCGAAGAACGCGAGCUCCAGAGACGUCGGCAGGGCCCGAGUCUCGUCGACCCCGUCCCGCCACCUCCUCCUGCCCCGGCUCCAGAUGCGGCACAUGACAGUAACUCCUCAAGCCCUGAAGUUCUGAAACCGCACGCACGCUUUUUUAUCGAGCGCGAGAAGAGCAUGGUCAGCAUCAAGUUUGAUCCUCCACCGUAUGUAUUUGUCUGCGCUCUUUUCUUUUCUGGCCCGCAUCCUUACCUCUCUUCUAGAUCUGGUCGAUUCAUUCUCAUCAAACUAUGGAGCCCCCGCAGCGACGGCAAUAUUGACAUCCAAAGCAUCAUCGCCCAUGGCUUUGCGGGAUCCCGCUUCUUUCCAGCUGGGGGUUUUCGAUGA
This is a messenger RNA of Penicillium lagena, 1710 nucleotides long. RefSeq lists its product as uncharacterized. Bases 1 to 1710 code for a protein of 569 amino acids. NCBI's taxonomy places the organism in Eukaryota, Fungi, Ascomycota, Eurotiomycetes, Eurotiales, Aspergillaceae. The transcript has 4 exons. The record is from RefSeq and is a predicted model, not a curated record.